This is a messenger RNA of Aspergillus affinis, 3609 nucleotides long. RefSeq names its product ATP-dependent 3'-5' DNA helicase. The coding region runs from base 1 to 3609 and encodes 1202 amino acids. The record is from RefSeq and is a predicted model, not a curated record. NCBI's taxonomy places the organism in Eukaryota, Fungi, Ascomycota, Eurotiomycetes, Eurotiales, Aspergillaceae. Gene Ontology annotation, molecular function: ATP binding; nucleic acid binding. The transcript has a single exon.
AUGUCGACACGUUCCCAAUCGCAAUGUUCUUCAGAUCGCGCUGGCCCUCCUGUGGUGUCGACGAAGCGGAAACGAACAUCUCUUGAGACGAGGGAUCCUGGGAAUCCGUUGGCCGAGAAUAUCGAGGAGCGGGGUUCGAAUACAGAGACGCAGGGAGGUGGUGAAGAGGAGAAGGGGAAACGACCUCGCAAGGAGGAAGGGGGUCAAGAUCUGUUGGGAUCCAGUGCGCAAACUACGAGUCAUGAGGAUCAUUUCUCGAGGACAUCCUCGGAGCAACCGACGACGAACCCAUCUACUUCUACGAGCCUGACGAAUAAUGGAAAAGGGAGCGGCAAAGGCAAAGGCAGAGGUAAAGGCCAGCCUAUGAGCUCGGACAAGAAGGCACCUCCGAAACGAAGGACGCCGUCCGGGCCCUGGCCGGAUCCGUUCAAGAAGCUAUCGCGGACCCAUCGCGCGUUAAACCUGGUGUAUACGUUCUGCUGUACGCGGAAGCAUUUCGCGACCACUUUUGAGAAUAUAAAAAAUGCCGUGCAGGGGCAGAUGGGUGGCGAUGCGCUGACGGUGGAAGAUGUUGCGCGUGUGAAGACCCUUGUGCCGCGCGCUGUACGGUUCGAGUAUGUGGAUGAAGCGAAAUUGGAGGUGAUGACUGUCGGAGAGAGGGAGAUGCUUCAGUCGUAUGGAAGUGACGGGUCGGGUGAUGACUCUGACAUGACAAAGAUGUUGCUAUUUGAGCUCGUGGAUGGGGACCUGAAGAGGGAAAUACAACAUCCCAAGACCGGAGAGGCAACAAAACCUGUCCGGAAGAUGAAGGACGAGGAUUUGAAGAUGCCGGUUUACAGUCAGAAGCAAAUGCUGGGGUUGAUUGAGAAACGAAAUAAGAAAUUCACCGAUGCGAUCGACGCGUUCCUGGUACAAUGCGAGGACGAUGGAACUGACCCAGCCGACAAAUUGGAGCGGGAGAAGGACUUCUGGAUUCCGGUGCCCCCUGACGACGAGGUUGAACAUCGUGCGUUGAAAUCUAAAGCACCAAAGGAGAUACCCAAAGAACGCAAGGCUAUGUCAGAAAUCAUUGGCGAGAUCCGUGAGAUGGACUGGUAUACAGCGCAGAUCGUACCGGAGGGACAUCGAGUGUUUGAGGCCCAGCCUGCUAUGUACGGUGACUUGACGUUUCCACUGUCCCAGAAUCUAGUCAAUGCUUUGUAUAACACCAAGGGCAUUACACAGCUUUAUUCUCAUCAGGUGGAGGCGAUCAAUCACCUUUAUGAAGGUCACCACGUCAUUGUCUCAACGUCAACCAGUUCGGGAAAGUCGUUGAUUUACCAGGUGCCGAUGCUCCAUGAGCUUGAAAAAGACCAUGCGAGUCGAGGUUUGUACAUAUUUCCAACCAAGGCACUCGCGCAAGACCAGAGGCGGAGUAUGAAGGAGCUCUUGCAGUUCAUGGACGGCCUACAGGACGCGAUAGUCGACACAUUCGACGGCGAUACUCCCAUGGAAAACCGGAACCUCAUUCGUGACGAGGCACGCAUCAUCUUCACCAACCCUGAUAUGCUGCACAUUACUAUUCUUCCUCAGGAAAGCUCUUGGCGCUCGUUCCUGAAGAACCUGAAAUUUGUCGUGGUGGAUGAACUGCACGUUUACAACGGCCUCUUUGGUUCCCAUGUCGCCCUCAUCAUGCGACGACUGCGUCGAGUUUGUGCUGCCGUAGGAAACCGACAUGUUCGAUUUAUUUCCUGCUCGGCUACUGUGGCGAACCCAGAAGGCCAUAUGAAAGCUGUCUUCGGGAUCGACGAUGUCAAGUUGAUAGAUUUUGAUGGGUCCCCUUCAGGUCGUAAGGAGUUUAUCUGUUGGAACACGCCGUUCAAAGACCCCGACGACCCAACUUCCGGACGUGGCGACGCUGUUGCUGAAACGGCACGGCUGUUUUGUCAACUGAUUCUCAGGGGCACGAGAGUAAUCGCUUUCUGCCGGGUUCGACGACUGUGCGAGAUCCUUCUGCAAGCCGUGCGGGCCGAAUUCCACAACCUCGAAAGACAGGAAGUUAGUAAGCUGGUGAUGGGCUAUCGAGGCGGAUACAGUCCGCAAGACCGUCGGCGCAUUGAGAAAGAGAUGUUUGAAGGCCAGCUAAUGGGUAUUGUGGCCACUAACGCUCUAGAACUGGGUGUUGAUAUUGGCUCCCUGGACGCUGUAAUCACCCUGGGUUUCCCGUAUUCCAUUUCCAACCUGCGCCAACAAAGCGGACGUGCUGGACGCCGUAACAAGGAUUCUCUCUCCGUUCUGGUAGGUGAUAAAUUCCCCACGGACCAGCACUAUAUGAAAAACCCGGAGGAGCUCUUCACUCGACCCAAUUGCGAGCUGCAAGUGGACCUGACCAACGAGCUUAUUCUCGAGGGACAUGUGCAAUGUGCCGCGUUCGAGAUGCCCAUCCGCCCGGAAGAAGACCGCAUCUACUUCGGUGAACAACUCCCCGAGGUUGCGGCAACACGCCUCAUGCGCGACGGGCUGGGCUUCUAUCACUGUCAUGAAAGGUUUCGCCCCCAGCCCUCGCGCUGCGUCUCAAUCCGCGACACCGAAGACCAGCACUUCGUCGUCAUUGACGUCACCAACGCUCGGAACAUGGUUUUGGAGGAAGUCGAGGCCUCGCGGGCGUUCUUCUCCAUCUAUGAAGGCGGGAUCUUCCUCCACCAGGGACAGACGUACCUGGUAAAAGAACUCAAUCCGGACCGGCGAUUCGCGCGUGUCGUCCGCGUGCACGUCGACUGGGGCACUAUGCAGCGUGAUUAUACGGACGUCGAUCCCAUUGAGACGGAGACGAUGCGCUUCGUCCCUACUACGUCAUCUUCGCCGUCGCGCGCCUUCUAUGGCUCUGUCCGCAUCCACGCCGUCGUCUACGGGUUCUUCAAGGUCGAUAAGCGUGGCCGUUUGCUUGAUGCCGUGAUGGUGGACAACCCGCCCAUCGAUAUCUUUACCAAGGGCAUGUGGCUGGACGUGCCAAAGACCGCGCUCGACAUCCUCAAAUCCCGAUAUUUGAACAUCGCCGCCGCCAUCCACGCCGCCGAGCACGCAGUCCUUUCCUUACUCCCGAGCUUCGUCAUAUCCUCUCCCGGCGAUGUCCGCACCGAAUGCAAGGUCGCCAAGAAAGAAUUGGGCAAGAACUUGAAAUUGGCCGUCGAUGCCCGGAACCAGACCGCGGCAGAGAAGGAGAACAUCCGAAAACUGCUGCAGCCGCCUGCGCGGCAACGACCAGCCCGGUUGACUUUUUAUGAUGCCAAGGGGGGAUCAUGCGGCUCGGGGAUCGCAAGCAAAGCGUUUGAGUUUAUAGACGUGCUUCUCCGUCGGGCCGUAUCGCGCGUCGAGGCCUGCCAGUGCGUGACCCCGCAGGGAUGUCUUGAAUGUGUUUGCGAUGAGCGGUGUAAGGAGAUGAAUUCAGUGAUGAGCAAGGCCGGUGCCGGGGUUGUGCUGCGGUGCCUGCUGGGAUGGGAGGUGGACGUGGAUUCAUUGCCGUGGGGAGAGAAUGUGGAUGGAGAUGACGGACUAGGUGAAUUAGCAGGAGGAUUAGAGACGGUGAUUCCGGCUCGAGAAGUGCCUUUUCGAGAUAUCGAGAGUAGAUGA